AUGGUGGCCUUCAUCGGAGCGGUAAUCUGCAUCAUCGCAGCCGUCCACACCGGCUCCUCCAGGGCCGCCGCACAACGGCGACCGGCCCCCGACAACCACUCGCUGUACCCGGACCCGCGGGCGCACAGCCCCGCCGCGGCGGGCUCCGUCGCCCGGGCCGCGUCUCUGGGCGCUCUCCAUGGUUCUGAAACCCCUGAUUCAGAAGCACCGACGUUCAACAUCGGGCUCAACGGGAUGGACGGGGUCACUGGACUCACGGGUCACGACCCAACGGUCAGUCGACUCAUCUGCACGCCGAUCCCCGCCGGGGACUGCAACCCGAACAACUUUCAGCAACAAGCGGAGGACCCGUCGCUGUACGCCGGGGAAGACUGGGGCUUCCUGCGCACCACCGCGGAGGAGCUCCGGCAGACGGUUCUGCAGCAGAAGGACCAGAUCCUGGCGGACCAGCGGACCAUCAGGGACCUGAUGGGGAAACUAUCCGAGUGCGAAAAGGGGCUGGACGGCCGGGGCAGCCGCGCGGACAGACGCGGGAGCGCCGCGGGGCUGUGGGGGGGCAAACGCACGGCGGAGGGGACGCACCUGGAGCGGGUCAUGGUGCGAGACAGCCCCGGUGCGACGACCGACGGCGUGCACCUGCUCACCAUCAGGGCUGUGGAUGAGCUGGAGCAGGCCAUCACGCAGCUCAAAGACCGCAUAGAGAAGCUGGAGUCCGACAUCGGCCCCUUUCCUCACAACCAGACAGACAGCAGCACCUCAGGAAUGCCAGAGGCAGGCGCCGCGCCGGGCGGCCCCGGAAGGCCGGCGGCCCCCCGGCCCCGAGCCGGUGCCGGUGCCGACAGGCCCUGGAGGAUGGAAGACUUGGAGGGGGAGCUGGAGAAGAAGGUGGAGCUGCUGGAGAAAGAGAGAAAAACCCUGAGGCUGGAAAGCGAGAAGCAAAGGCAGGAAAUCGACCAGGGCAUCAAUAAACUUCACCACCGACUCUCAGGGCUGGAGGGAGGCGUCUCGGGGCAUUCCUUCCCAGAGGGCUACAGGCUGUCCUUCCCAACUCGGACCAACUCCAUGUACGCUGUGGUGAAGCACUCCGUCCCGGCUCUGCGGGCCCUCACCGCCUGCCUGUGGCUGCGGCCCGCGGAGGGCGGCGUCGGGACGCCUCUGUCCUACGCCGUCUCCGAGCAGCCCAACGAGCUGGUGCUGCUGCAGGGCCUGCACACCCCCGCCGAGCUGCUCGUCAACGGCAAGGUGGCGCAGUUGCCGCUCAACCUCUCCAGAGGCAGCUGGCAGCACAUCUGCGUGAGCUGGAGCCAGAAGGGAGGAGCCUGGCAGGCCUACCAGGGGGGAAAGCUGCGGGGCGAGGGCCACGCGCUGGCCGCCGGACACCACAUCCGACCUGGAGGGGUGCUCAUCCUGGGGCAGGAGCAGGAUUCCGUCGGUGGAGGCUUUGACUCGUCCCAGGCGCUGGUUGGGGAGUUGUCCCAGUUUGGUCUUUGGGACCGGGUCCUGUCGGCCAGCCAGGUGGCCAGCCUGGCCCGCUGUGGCCGAGUGACCCAGGGCAGCGUGGCCCCCUGGAGCGAGAACGGAGUCGAGGUUUACGGUGGAGCAACCAAGGACCCCGGAGAGCCUUGUAGUAAACACAACAGGAGUUCUCAAGGACCGGUGGGGGGAAAGGAAGUGACAGAAAGAAGGGCGGGGUAA
Messenger RNA from Pseudoliparis swirei, 1695 nucleotides. It is a transcript of the gene cbx6b, whose product is annotated as chromobox homolog 6b. Lineage: Eukaryota; Metazoa; Chordata; Actinopteri; Perciformes; Liparidae. The transcript is spliced from 5 exons. The record is from RefSeq and is a predicted model, not a curated record. Bases 1 to 1695 code for a protein of 564 amino acids.